This is a messenger RNA of Penicillium diatomitis, 1173 nucleotides long. RefSeq names its product flavin adenine dinucleotide pyrophosphatase. Bases 1 to 1173 code for a protein of 390 amino acids. NCBI's taxonomy places the organism in Eukaryota, Fungi, Ascomycota, Eurotiomycetes, Eurotiales, Aspergillaceae. The transcript has 3 exons. The record is from RefSeq and is a predicted model, not a curated record.
AUGUUCCCCACUUUCCACCUGAUUGCGCUCGCUGCUCCUCGGCGCGAUCGAUCGAUACGCCGCAGUCCUGAUCUUCAAAGGGCACCGACCCUUCUUUCAAUCCUUCCAGCUUUCUAUACCUCCACUCUCUCGUCUCCCUCGAAGCCCUCAAUUCACCUGGACUCGUCCCUCUUCUUCAUGCUGAACCGACUCAAUCUUCUCACACGACAGCUUGCCCGUCCCUUUGGCUCCGUCCGUGCAGCUUCCCCAACCCUUCCGACCACGUCCCUGACCCGGCGAUCCGGCCCGUUCGCAAUGACAUCAGCUCCGAAUUCAAGUACCAUUCACACGGCUGCUUGCCUGAUUAUUGGCGAUGAAGUCCUCGGCGGAAAGACGGUCGACACCAAUUCGGCCUACAUGGCCAAGUUCUGCUUUGGCCUCGGCAUCCAACUGAAGCGCAUCGAAGUGAUUCCCGACGACGAGGAGGAUAUCAUGGAGGCUGUGCGUCGUAUGAGCGACAACUACGACUUUGUCGUGACAAGUGGAGGCAUCGGUCCAACUCACGACGACAUCACUUACCAGUCCAUUGCCAAGGCGUUCGGCCUGAAACUCCAACUCCACCAGCCCGCCUUUGAGCGUAUGAAACGACUCUCGCGCCCACACCCCAAGCAACCGAACUUCGACUGGGAAACCCCUUCUCCAGGCCUGACCGCCAAGCUGCGCAUGGUCGAACUACCCUACGACCCCAACGUGUCCGCCGAGUCGCAAGCCCUAUUCGUCGCGGACGACCUGUGGGUGCCGAUCGCCGUGGUCAACGGCAAUGUGCACAUUCUCCCCGGAGUACCCCGUCUAUUCGAGCGACUGCUGCUGAACAUGAAGCCUCACCUUGUGCCCCGUCUCACCGAUCCCGAAGGCAAGGGAACCUUCCGGUUCCUGUUCAGCACGCCGUUGCCAGAGAGUGCGGUGGCACCAUUUUUGACCCAGUUGGCUGCCAAGGUUGAGCCGCAGGGUGUCAAGGUUGGUAGCUACCCUCGCUGGGGAAAGAAGCGCAACACCGUGACUCUCGUCGGCGCCAACAAGGAGUACUUGGAGUCGUUGGUGGCUGAGGUGGAAGCUGGGGUGGAGGGUAAAUUGGUCGAGAAGGAGGAUGAUUUGGACCCUCCCUCGGACACGGAACAUGUAUACAGUCAGUAA